Messenger RNA from Aspergillus fischeri NRRL 181, 894 nucleotides. RefSeq lists its product as uncharacterized. Bases 1 to 894 code for a protein of 297 amino acids. The record is from RefSeq and is a predicted model, not a curated record. The transcript is spliced from 2 exons. Lineage: Eukaryota; Fungi; Ascomycota; Eurotiomycetes; Eurotiales; Aspergillaceae.
AUGGGAUCAUUAGAACGCAUUACUUCUGAUGAAACCUCCGACAAGGGAGCGCAUGGCACUCCAAAUCUUGACUCAGGCGUGCUGCAACCUACGCAUGGCUCGGCAAACCACGAAGAAGCCGACACGAACAGCCAAUGCACAAGGAUUUCCGUUGGAUCAGAACCUCCCGAGCGGAUGUCAGAGGAGAGAUCAAUUAUAGAUGGCCCGCAUCAAGGCGCUGCUCAAGACCGGACGCGGGACAGUCCACAGCCUGAGUCCUCGAAAUCAGAUCUUGGCACUGGCAGGCAACAAGAGGUCUCGGAUGCGUACCUUGAGCAGCUGAUGAGAGCCCAGGAAGAGCAAGAGAGGCUGGAAGAAGAGUUAGAACGCGAACGACUUGCGGAGGAGCUUGGCCUUUCUAACCAGGAGCAGCCUGUUCCGGAAGCUUCGCCUGGAUCUCAAGUAAGGCAGGAUUCACCAUCGAGCCCGUCUCACCGCGAAGGGCAAAUGCCGCCCCAAGUGGACAGUCUUGUAGCAUCCACUCCCAGAGGAACUGCCAGCGACCCCGACAGUCAGAGCCCUCGAGCAGUUGAGGACGGGGCCACGCAACCGGCGGGGGCGUUGCGCCACCAGAACGGGUUGAAAUUUCCUUCUGGGCCUUUGAACGAGAACAGUGGAGGAGGACUGAUCGUUUUGAACCUCAGGCCCGACCAGUGUUAUCGCGCGGCGACUGUGGAUGGCAAUAACGCAAUAUUCCUGAUCUCGGAGGAUGAAGAGAAGCGGCUUGCGGCAGAAGGGCGACUCGACAAGGACAGGCAGCUUGUGAAGAUGGCCUCCCGUGUACGAGAUCGGACAGAAUCCGAGCCAGGGUCUCCUACCAAGCGCUACCGUUCUGUGGCAUUCAAAGAAACAUAA